GAAUAAUAAAGUGACAAUCAAUGUGCCAUAGAAAGGGCUCCUGCCAAAGCGCAUAACAAAUCAAUCACAACUUUUUUCAUUCGUGGAGCGAGAUCAUCCAUCCUCCACCAACAAAACCCUUCUUCUUUGACGAGUCACCUCUGAUCCGGAAGCUUUCGCGAUCCCACUAGCCUCGUAGUCAGCGUCCACUUUCUCUCCUACAACCCUAUAGCCGUUUUACUUGGUUCAAAUCACCAUCCUCUCCAAGCUUUCGGCAGUGUCGCUACCACGUUUUCACCAUGGGCCGGUCUCUUGAGUCUUCCCGCCCGAUGCUGAGCGAUACCUCUGCUCGAAACUCUCAACGUUACUCUACCUUGAGCCAGGCGCCAUCCAUGUCGCCCACCGUUGACUCGAUGGAUUCCUCUACCCCUACCAACGACCCUCGCGUUGCCGACAUCAAGGCCUGGAACGCUGGCUUUGACAGAUUGGAGCAAAAGAAGCUCCAGGCUCAGCGUUUCGUCCCCAGCGCUCAGAAGACGGCCGAUCUGAGCAAGCUUGCCCUCGGUGCCAAAGUCGAGAGAGCUCUCACGAGAAGAAUGACUGGCCAGGACGCCGAGCUCAAGCCGAAAGAAUACAACGAGAAGACUGCUGCGCAGUAAAGCCUGUUGACCGUCGUUGACAUGGUUUUGCAUUUUAACCAUAUCCUCCACAAUUCAAUCCUCUUGCGACAGGGACCCUUGAUCUAUGAACGAUGGACUUCCCGUCCUAGGUCUUCUCAUUCUUCCUCGGAGCGCUCCCUUCCACCGAUCUCGCCGUGUGAGGCCGACUUUCAAUUCUCCAACCGCUGGCGAAUCGAAGAAAAAAGAAAAAAUAAUUUGAUACUUUAUCCUGACGAGCCGCCACCAUCACCACAAAACGCAGACUCUUCUGAGUUGCAUGAUAUCCUUGGACAUGGUGUUAUUCGUUUCGUUUCGUUUCUCGUUCUUCACAGCUGC
This is a messenger RNA of Xylona heveae TC161, 974 nucleotides long. RefSeq lists its product as hypothetical. Bases 279 to 638 code for a protein of 119 amino acids. Lineage: Eukaryota; Fungi; Ascomycota; Xylonomycetes; Xylonales; Xylonaceae. The record is from RefSeq and is a predicted model, not a curated record. The transcript has 3 exons.